GCUGGAGCUCAGUAGGUGCUCUGGAACUUUACUGUGACACUAUUUGAAAAGGAUAGAAUUAAUCUAUAAAAUGGAAAGAACUUCAGAAGUGAUCCAGCAUGAGGCCAACUCAGCUCCUGACACCAAUACAGCCUGGGUUGAAAGGUGGCCAAAAGAGUUGAACUCCAAAGGUGAGAAUGGAAUUCCAAGUCCGGAUUACAAAGAAAUGUGUGAAAUCAGCAUAGCUGUUGAUGAAAGAGUUCAUAACAAGGAUGACAGAAUUCACGAUAAAAGUGACAUGGACUCUGCAGCUAAAGUAAAUGAUCCAGUGCAAUCCACUCUUCCUAAAAGUAACAGUUUUGAUAUGAUCUACAAAAUAGAGGACGUUCCUCCCUGGUACCUUUGCAUUUUGCUUGGAUUUCAGCACUAUUUAACUUGUUUUAGUGGGACCAUAGCUGUACCUUUCCUUCUGGCUGAAGCACUCUGUGUUGCAAAAGAUCAGCACACAGUCAGUCAGCUGAUCGGUACCAUCUUCACAUGUGUAGGAAUUACAACUCUUAUUCAGACAACACUCGGAUGCAGGCUUCCCCUAUUUCAAGCAAGUGCAUUUGCAUUUCUUGUUCCUGCCAGAGCGAUACUUGCAUUGGACAAAUGGAAGUGUCCUAGUGAAGAGGAGAUUUAUGGAAACUGGACCUUGCCUUUCAACACUACCCAUAUAUGGUAUCCACGGAUCAGAGAAAUACAAGGUGCAAUUAUAAUAUCCAGUUUGGUUGAAGUGGUGAUUGGCUUUGUGGGCCUUCCAGGAGCUCUCCUUAGUUACAUUGGACCACUUACUGUCACCCCUACAGUCUCCCUGAUUGGAUUGUCUGUAUUUCAAGCAGCUGGGGAAAGAGCUGGAUCACACUGGGGUAUUUCCAUGUUAACCAUAGUUUUGAUUGUAGUGUUUGCUCAGUACCUGCGCAAUGUGAAUUUUAUAAUGCCUGGCUUUAAACGUGGACAUGGAUGUACAACAGUGAAGAUACAAAUAUUCAAAAUGUUUCCGAUUAUAAUGGCUAUUAUGGUUGUCUGGCUCAUUUGCUAUCUUUUAACACUCACUGACGUAUUUCCAAAAAAUCCUGAGCUGCAUGGAUUCAAAGCCCGAACAGAUGCUAGAGGUGAAAUAAUGUCAACAGCACCCUGGUUUCGUAUGCCAUAUCCAUGUCAGUGGGGUUUACCAACAGUCACAGCAGCUGGAGUCCUGGGAAUGUUCAGCGCAACACUCACUGGUAUCAUUGAAUCCAUUGGGGACUAUUAUGCAUGUGCAAGGUUGGCGGGGGCUCCACCUCCACCGAUCCAUGCAUUAAACAGAGGGAUCUUCACUGAAGGAAUAUCUUGUAUCAUUGCAGGAUUACUUGGAACAGGAAAUGGUUCUACAUCCUCCAGCCCAAAUAUUGGGGUCCUUGGGAUAACUAAAGUUGGUAGCAGGCGAGUGGUCCAGUAUGGAGCCGUUAUUAUGUUGGUCUUGGGAACAGUAGGAAAGUUUACAGCACUGUUUGCUUCACUUCCAGAUCCCAUUCUUGGAGGCAUGUUUUGCACUUUAUUUGGAAUGAUCACUGCAGUUGGACUUUCCAACCUUCAGUUUGUAGACAUGAAUUCAUCACGCAAUCUCUUUGUCUUGGGAUUCUCCAUGUUUUUUGGUUUAACACUACCAAAUUAUUUGGAUGAAAACCCUACUGUUAUUAACACCAGCAGCCCAGAAAUUAAUCAAAUUUUAACUGUAUUGCUGACAACAGAAAUGUUUGUGGGAGGUUGCCUUGCUUUCAUCUUGGAUAAUACCAUUCCAGGUACAAAACAGGAGCGUGGACUUGUACAGUGGAAAGAAGGCGCUCUUGCAAAUAGUGACACAACAGUAGACAUGAAAACAUAUGACUUUCCAAUAGGAAUGAGCCUCCUGAAGAAGGUUCAGUGUUUACAACACAUACCUGUUUGUCCAGUUUUUAAGGGAUUUUACUGGAGGAAGAAAAGAAGUGCCUUGACUGCACAUGUAAAUGAAAAUGGUGACCAUGUUGUGUGCACCAAAGUGUAAUGAAGGUAUAAAAAUGCCAAACAAAACACAUUUUAAUGCGCUGCUCUAGUACUAUAUUAUCUCUGUGAACUCUACAGAAGCUUCAUUAGCAAGACAUUUUUAGCAGUUACAAAUUGUUUUUUUAGAGAGUAAGUUGAGCAAGUGGAUACAAAUGUUAACAUGGUAAAAGAUGAUUUAAUUUUAAUGGAGUUAAAUGUUUCUUUUUCAAAUAAAAAUCAUCAUAUCCGCAAUCUUGUGGUUGUGCCAACAAUGAAAGUGGUAAUUGGUUCAAAUAUCUUUUCUUUGAACAGCCAUUUUUCUCAACAUGCUCUUUUGAAGUGAGGUGCAGAUCGAUAAAGACAGAGUGGGGGUUGGAGGAAAGUAAUCACUAAACACUCUUUGCAGGCUGAUUAUUUUUCUCUUUAGCAACAUCAUAUUUUUAAAUAUAGUUGGUUUUGACUCUGGAAUAAUAAUGAUUACAAAGUCAAAAUAUUGAAGAAUUGAGAUGGGUACAAUUCAGUUAAUAAAGCAUGGAUAUUUCCCUCUUUCCUAUUUGAGUGAACUAUUUUACCAAGGAAAUUAUGUUUUAAAAAUAUUAUGAUAAAGGAAUGUGUAAAUUUCUAGAAAAAAAUGUGUAAUUUUAAUGGGCAACUCUGAUUUUAAACAGAUCAUGAAUUUUAUGUUUAAUUAUUUACUUUGAUCAUUUUUAGAUGAAUUAAUUGUAGUUACAUGUACUGAGGCUAUUUAAAAUAAACUGAAUGCAGGACAUUUCA
Molecule: messenger RNA, 2796 nt
Organism: Chiloscyllium plagiosum (whitespotted bambooshark)
Lineage: Eukaryota; Metazoa; Chordata; Chondrichthyes; Orectolobiformes; Hemiscylliidae
Gene: slc23a1
Product: solute carrier family 23 member 1
Biological process (GO): transmembrane transport
Cellular component (GO): membrane
Molecular function (GO): transmembrane transporter activity
Source: RefSeq, a predicted model, not a curated record